Molecule: messenger RNA, 4782 nt
Organism: Antechinus flavipes (yellow-footed antechinus)
Lineage: Eukaryota; Metazoa; Chordata; Mammalia; Dasyuromorphia; Dasyuridae
Gene: FUS
Product: FUS RNA binding protein
Exons: 15
Coding region: 94-1671 (525 amino acids)
Biological process (GO): regulation of DNA-templated transcription
Cellular component (GO): nucleus
Molecular function (GO): transcription coregulator activity; RNA binding
Source: RefSeq, a predicted model, not a curated record
CACAAGGGGUGGGGCUUUUCAGUCCUCGAGGCGUCGGUGGUCGGCUGUCUUCUGUUUUCUGUUGCUCGGCAGCCGUUGUGCGCGUGCGCGGACAUGGCUUCCAACGAGUACACUCAGCCAGCCACACAAAGUUAUGGGGCUUACCCUACCCAGCCUGGACAAGGGUAUUCCCAACAGAGCAGUCAGCCCUAUGGCCAACAGAGUUAUAGUGGUUAUGGCCAGUCAGCUGAUACCUCAGGUUAUGGUCAGAGCAGCUAUGGCUCCUCCUAUGGACAAACCCAGAACACAGGCUAUGGUACCCAAUCAGCUCCCCAAGGAUAUGGUUCAGCCAGUGGCUAUGGCAGUAGCCAGAGUUCCCAACCUUCUUACGGUCAGCAGUCAUCCUAUCCUGGCUACAGCCAACAGCCAGCUCCUAGCAGCAGUUCAGGAAGCUAUGGUAGCAGUUCCCAGAGCAGUAGCUAUGGACAGCCCCAGAGUGGGGGCUAUGGUCAGCAGUCUGGUUAUGGUGGACAACAAAGUUCCUAUGGACAGCAGCAAAGCUCCUACAAUCCCCCUCAAGGAUAUGGCCAGCAGAACCAGUAUAACAGCAGCAGUGGGGGCGGUGGAGGGGGUGGUGGAGGUAGCUACGGCCAAGAUCAAUCAUCUAUGAGUGGUGGAAGUGGUGGCUAUGGCAACCAGGACCAGAGUGGCGGUGGUAGCAGCAGCAGCUAUGGGGGUGGCCAGCAGGACCGUGGGGGAAGAGGACGGGGUGGCGGAGGCGGCAGCGGCAGUGGUGGUGGCUACAACCGUAGCAGUGGUGGCUAUGAGCCCAGAGGUCGUGGAGGUGGCCGUGGAGGCAGAGGUGGCAUGGGCGGAAGUGACCGUGGUGGCUUCAAUAAAUUUGGUGGGCCCAGGGACCAAGGAUCACGCCAUGAUUCUGCAGAACAGGAUAAUUCUGAUAAUAACACCAUCUUCGUCCAAGGCUUGGGGGAGAAUGUUACCAUUGAGUCUGUGGCAGAUUACUUCAAGCAAAUUGGCAUUAUUAAGACCAAUAAGAAGACUGGGCAGCCUAUGAUCAACUUGUAUACAGACAGGGAGACAGGAAAGCUGAAAGGAGAAGCUACAGUAUCAUUUGAUGAUCCCCCCUCUGCCAAGGCAGCCAUUGAUUGGUUUGAUGGCAAAGAAUUUUCUGGAAACCCGAUUAAAGUCUCUUUUGCUACACGAAGAGCAGACUUCAACAGAGGAGGUGGCAAUGGCCGUGGUGGCCGUGGGCGUGGAGGACCCAUGGGCCGUGGAGGCUUUGGAGGUGGUGGCAGUGGUGGUGGCAGCCGAGGAGGAUUUCCUAGUGGAGGAGGUGGUGGUGGAGGGCAGCAGCGAGCUGGAGAUUGGAAGUGUCCUAAUCCCACUUGUGAGAAUAUGAACUUUUCUUGGAGAAAUGAGUGUAACCAGUGUAAGGCACCUAAACCUGAUGGACCUGGAGGGGGACCUGGAGGCUCUCAUAUGGGGGGUAAUUUUGGAGAUGAUCGGAGAGGUGGCAGAGGUGGCUAUGACCGUGGAGGGUACCGAGGCAGAGGCGGGGACCGUGGGGGAUUCCGAGGGGGCCGGGGUGGAGGGGACAGAGGUGGCUUUGGACCUGGCAAGAUGGACUCAAGGGGUGAACACAGACAAGACAGACGGGAGAGGCCGUAUUAGCCUGAUUCAGGCAUCUCUGGACCAUCUUUCCUUCCAGAUCCUACUGUUGAUCCCUUUAUUUUGUAACCUAUCCAUGCAGCUCCCUAUCCUUGUUUUGUGUCGGACUUUGUAAUUGUAACCAUGUCCCCUGCUCCCAUUAAAUGCCAUUGUUUUAGUUAUCAAGUUCUUGUUCCUCUCCUGGAAGAGAGGAGUAGGGAUACUCCUAUCCAUUUCUUCCCCAUCUCUUAGCUACCUAUUUGAGCUAGGUAAGUAUCUGAGGCAGAAAAUCAUAGAUUGGACUACCAUUUAAGAGGAAAAUGUGACUAAUCAAAACCCCAUUUUUCAACAUUUGUAAUUCCUCAUUAGCAUUUGCUUAGACCCUAUUAUCUUUCUGUCUCUUAAUUUCAGACCUCUAAAGGCUUUUUAUAAAGCUGCUAAGUUAGGGUUUUGUGUGCAUAUUAGGAUAACAAGCUCUUAAAUUGGGACAAAAUGACUUUUAGACCAUUUGGUCAGGACUGGGCAUUUCUUAUAACUGAGAUGCAUAACUUUACAUUACAUGAUGGGGGCAAGAGAUACCCAGGAAAGAGUUGGAGAGUACUUAAUUAGAUUUGAAUAAUUUGUAUAUUGUUUCCUCUAUAGGCCUUUUCUGCUUUUUUGAUGGGGUGUUUUUUUUUUUUUUGAGCAUUAGGUAAGGCAGGAGAAAAACUUUACUUGGCUCUUCAUGUUCCAGGGCAGGGGAGGGCUAUGGUAUCUGGGAUGGGCAUGAAAAAUGGUCUCUUCCUCUACCCUGGACUCUUGGUAUAUGUAUAUUUUUUGGACAGAAAAAGUUGUCCUUACAAGAACAGUUUGUCUUAUACUUCCUGAUUUUUCACUGUCCCUGAUUCUUGACUGUUGGAGCAUUCUAUUUCAGGAGAGCUUAGAAAAAGGCACAAUUGAGGACUAGGAAUAGACAUGGUUGUCAUUUACUGUCACUUAUACCUGAACUUGAAAUAGUUUCUUUAAAUGAAAUUAUUACCAUUUUUACUGUCAUGGUUAUACAAUAGAGAAAUGUUCCUCUUUAGCAAGCAAUAAUUGGACUCUUUGGGAAUGAAGAAAGGGUUUCAUAAUUGAAAAAUUGUCGAAUCAUUUUAAUUUGGAAAUGACAGUGAAGGUUCAUAUAAUUAGGACUAUUGGAAAGGUAAGAAGUAAAUAUUAUCUGUAGAGCUAAAGUCAAUGCAAAGAUUUUAAAAGUAUGUACUCUUAAAUUGCCAUUGGGGAAGGAAGAGAAUGAAAAUCAGGGUAUCUGGCUUUCCCUCCUAGCUUUUAUCAAAUUUAGAUCCCAGUCCCAUUUGUGAUAACCAUUGUGAUAUUGAAGAUGAACCAGAGAAUUUGGAGGACUUAGAAGUACUUGAAUAAAAAUGAAACUAUUCCUGGUAGGCGUAUACCUUAAAGCAAAAUGAGUUAACUGAAGGAAGACCACCUGGGAGUCAAUUGAGAGCCAAAUCCUUCCAAUCUAUAGGAGUGAUGUAGGGAUUCAGUUUGUACUGUGGGGUUAGAAGCUAGGCUCUAAAUUCCUAUCAAUUGUGCUUUGAGACCAGUUAGCAAUAUGCUCUGUGGCAGCCUUAAUUAACAGUCUUACCAUUUUUGGAUAACUUAACAAAGAGGAACACAAUUGUUAAUGUACCUAACUCUGGAAGUUCUGUGUAGUUGGGGCUAUGUCUUCCUCUAAUUUGGUGGCUCACAUUGUUACAAUCAAUUUACCAGUGCUUUUUUCUAAUCCCAGAAGACAGGAAAAGUAAUGCUGGCUCAUUUAGAGAAACAAACAUAUUGUCUUGAAGAUUGUUAGAUCCUCAAAAAAUAAGUUUCUGCUUAUCCCAGUAUUCUACAAUGUGAAAAGUACUGGUUUAUAUUCCCUGGGGUCAAAUAAAUACAUGAGUGUACUGCAGGCUAAAAAUUAACCAGUCCUUAAAAGUAAUACUGCUGUGUUUCAAGUUUUAUUAAUUUAUCCUAUGGUAUGCCUCUGCUUGUCAGGGACCUUCCUAAAACUGCAGGUAAUUUUCCAGGUGGAGUCAGAAGGGAAAUUGGUAAAUUCUUGCCUACCUUGAUAUUAAUGCAACCUUUUUUUUUUUUUUUUUUCAAAUUGUCAAUUAAAAAAAUGUUUCCCCACCUCUUUCUCCCUGUUCCUGGGAAGAAUGUAACAAGUAUAGUUGAACAAAAACUAACUAUUCUCCCCCCUCAACAUUCCUCUCUAGUAAAAAAAAAAAAAAAAAAAAAAUCCUCUCUGGUCUUUUUGGUAGAGUCCCAAGGCUGGGGGGGGUAUGUUAGGUACAGGAAAGGUCCCUUAACAUUGUUCCAAGUAACUUGGGUAACUUAAGAACAAUUGUUUAUCUAUAUUGCUAUUGUAUUGGCUGUCUUAAAUCAUAGGGAAGGUGGGGUUUUUUGUUUGUUUUAAAAUUUCCUGUGUUACACUGACUUGGAUUUUGAAGUCAGUCAAAACCCCCAGGUUAUUUUUAUGUGAAUAGUGUAUCAUGAAAUUGGUUUAUAACUUUAUUUCCUUAAAAUUCAGCUCAUUAGAGAUCUUCCUAUAGGUUCUGGAGAACCCAUUGGUCACUAUUUUUACCAUUCAGUUGGUUCUGAAUAUCCAAUUAUAAUCAUUUGGGUAUUCCUGGAUGUUUAGAAUAUCAUGUUGGAAUAUAGGUGGGCUAAGAUAUUCCCAUAUCCAGUUGACUAGUGAGUAAGUCUGUUUAAAAGGAGGAUAUUAGUCUGGCUUGAUUUUAAAACAUUUUGGUUUAUUUUUGUAUUGGUCAUGUUCUUUCUGCCAAACCUUCAGAUUGAAAUCUUUUGGCAAUAACAGUUUGUAUACGAACCUACUCGAUGUUGUGGCUUGUUGUCAUAGGAGUUCCAUGACUGCUAUGAUGAAGUUAUUACAUAGGAUCUACGUUAGUUUUUCCAUUAAAAAUUAGUGUACUUAGGGAUCUUUUGAAUUUAGUGCUAAACAGUUUUUAUAUUCUAGGCUCUGCAUCAUUUCCAUAUGCAUUUUGUUAGGUUUUUUUGCAUUUGUCAUUAAUAUUUGAACACAUUCCCAUUUGAUGGGCACAUUUUGCUUCUGUUAACCGUUAUGAAGUUAAUGCAGUAAAUAUUGUAUAUGUUAAA